CCCAACUCCACCAGCACCAACGCCAACCCCAUCAUCGUCAACACCACGACGACCACCGCCACAUGCACAACCACCAAAAGCAUCAACCCCCCCACCAAAACAUCACAACUGUCAACAGCACGAGCACUAUCACUACCACCAAUGAUGCCGCCAAAUACAACCCUAACCCUAACCAUUCGCAUCACUCAAAGCAACAACACCAGCACCACCUUCGCUGUCAGCAUCAUCAUCAUCCACACCAAAAUGAACACUACCGCCGCUAAAACCACCGCAACCACUGACAUCAUCAUCGCUCGUACCAACAUUAGCACUGACGCCACAAUACGCGAGUUGUAUUCAACCUAUUUGCAUGCUUUCCCAAAAGCUGUUCUCCUCCCGGCUCCAGUAGACUGCCGUUUCGACCUCGCCUCGUCUCGGUCUCAGCAACAGCCCAAGCGGGAGUUGAACCAUGCCGUUGGCCCACAAAGUAGAUGUCAAUUUCAAGGAAGAUCACACCUUUUCAUUAUCACAUUCUGCGUUGGGAUUGUCGAUGAAGCCCAGUUAUAG
This is a messenger RNA of Protopolystoma xenopodis, 546 nucleotides long. The record is from the annotation of a GenBank genome assembly. NCBI's taxonomy places the organism in Eukaryota, Metazoa, Platyhelminthes, Monogenea, Polystomatidea, Polystomatidae.